Molecule: messenger RNA, 3399 nt
Organism: Aspergillus chevalieri
Lineage: Eukaryota; Fungi; Ascomycota; Eurotiomycetes; Eurotiales; Aspergillaceae
Product: RNA-binding ribosome biosynthesis protein MAK21
Exons: 4
Coding region: 1-3399 (1132 amino acids)
Cellular component (GO): nucleus
Source: RefSeq, a predicted model, not a curated record
AUGGCGAAAAAUAAUAAUAAAGGGAAAGGCUCAGCCAUUCCAGAUGGCGGCGUCGCAUUGAACGAUUCCAACGUUGGGGGAGAUUCUCUCCCUAAUUUCGAGGAAAACGCAUUCGCCGGCCUGCGACAGAAAAUCGAACAGAAGUUGAAGGACCAGAACUCCAAAUCGAAGAACAAAGGCAAGGGUGGCGCGAAGGAUGCUCCUAAGAACGAUACCCCUAAGAAGGAUGCCCCGGCUCCUAAGAAUAAUACCAAGAACGAAUCAGCACCGAGAGCUGCGCCGAAGCAAGAACCGAAGAAUGAUAACAAGGGCAAAAAACGGGAUCGCAACGGUGAUGUGAUCGCGCGGGAAGAAAAGUCUGCUGGGAAGGAUAAGGUGUCGAAAGCGAGUGAUGAUACCCUGCGCCAGGAGAUCUUGGCCCUCGGAGGUACUGAGGAGGAUCUCGAUUUGGUUGCAGGUGUUGAGUCCGAAGAUGAAGUGGAAGACGUGAAUACCUCGAAGAAAUCGGGCAAGAAAUCUGACGAUGAUGCAUUACGCAAAGAGUUGUCGAGUAUGCUGGCGGCUGCGGGUCAGGUUGUGCCAGAAGACUUGAAGGAUGACGAGGUGGAAGAGGAACAGGAAGAGGAGGCGGACGACGACGAGGAAGAGGAGGGAGAUGGAGAUGAUGAAAGCGAUGAGCAGGAAGAAGCUGAGGAAGAGGAGUCUGAUGCGGAAGAGGAGGCUUCUCCUGAGCCUUCUGCUAACGCUGAAGAAUACUCGAAGGAGACGAAAAAGGAACCCGUGAAACCAGAAGAAUUCGUUGUUCCCAAGGAAUUCGCUAAACUGGUUAUUCCACCGAGGUCUGACUGGUACGCGACAUCUCUCCCUUCGAUCAAAUCUGCGAAACUAGCGACUACACUUCCCCGUUAUGUGGUUGAUCGAUUGCACGAACAUGCCUUGUCGCUGUUAGAGAAGGAUACAAAGAUGUACAAUGCAGCGCAACAAGCUUCAGCAUCCUCAUCCCACAAGUUCUAUUCGACCAUAAUGGCCUCCGGUACACUCAGUGACAAGAUCUCCGCACUCACACUGGCCGUCCAAGAAUCUCCGGUGCAUAACACCAAGGCACUGGAGACCCUGGUCGGUCUUGGAAAGAAGCGAAGCCGUGCGCAAGCAGUCGAAGUGCUUCGUUCUUUGAAGGAUAUGUUCGCCCAGGGUACACUUCUCCCGAAUGAUCGACGACUCCGUUCAUUCGCGAACCAGCCGUCCCUCAUGGCUGCAUUCCAGGGAGUCAACAACUGGACUGCAAAUGACCCUCUUCCCAAUGGUCUCCAGAACAGCCAUCUCAUCCUGUGGGCUUACGAAAACUUCCUAAAGGACCAGUACUUCGAAGUCCUCAAGAUUCUGGAAGUCUGGUGCAAUGACGAGAUCGAGUUCUCCCGCUCCCGCGCUCUGAGUUACGUCUACGAAUUGCUGAAGGAGAAGCCGGAGCAGGAAGCUAAUCUUCUGCGACUGCUGGUCAACAAGCUUGGCGAUCCGAGCAAGAAGAUCGCAUCGCGUGCUUCGUACCUGCUCCUGCAGCUGGAACAAGUGCACCCCCUUAUGAAGCCGACGGUCGUCACAGCUGUUGAAGAGGUGCUUUUCCGGCCAGGACAAAGCCAGCACGCCAAGUACUAUGGUAUUAUCACAUUGAACCAGACUGUCCUGAGCUUGAAGGAGGAGAAGACCGCGGUCAAGUUGCUUGAUAUCUACUUCGCGCUUUUUGUUACCCUGCUAAAAUCUAAGAAGCCCGUUAAGAGUCAGCAAGGCAAGAACAAGCCCGGUAAUAGGAAGAGCAUCAAGAAGGCGAAGGAAGAGGAAAAGGGUCUUGCUCAACAGGAGGAGAUGCAGGACAAACUUGUGUCUGGUGUUCUGACUGGCGUCAAUCGAGCUUACCCUUUUACAAGCUCUGACACUGCUCGCCUUGCAAAACACAUCGACACUUUGUUCCGCAUUACGCACUCGUCAAACUUCAACACGAGCAUCCAAGCUCUCAUGUUGAUCCAGCAAUUAACGUCAUCGCACCAGGUCGGCGCUGACCGAUUCUACCGGACAUUAUACGAAUCGCUGCUUGAUCCCCGAGUUGCUACGUCAUCAAAGCAAGCGCUUUACCUCAACCUUCUGUUCAAGGCAUUGAAGAAUGAUGUGAACAUCCGACGCGUCAAGGCGUUUGUCAAGCGUUUAGUUCAGAUUCUUGGGAUGCAUCAACCGUCGUUUAUCUGUGGUAUUUUCUAUCUGAUCCGCGAGUUGGAAAAAACAUACAGUGGUCUACAGACGUUGCUUGAUCAGCCUGAGGAGAAUGAAAGCGAUGACGAAGAGGUCUUCCGGGACGUGCCUGAUGAGGACGAUGAACCACAGCAGCCAGAGGAACCUGAAGUUAAGCCGCAGAAGCCGCAGAAUGUAUAUGACCCGCGCAAGAGAGAUCCCGAGCACAGCAAUGCCGAUAAGACAUGUCUCUGGGAACUGCUCCCUUACAUGUCACACUUCCAUCCAUCAGUAUCGGUCAAUGCGGCCCACCUCCUCGACCACCAAACAAUGAGUGGCAAACCCGAUCUCUCCAUCCACACCCUCUCGCACUUCCUUGACCGCUUCAUCUACCGCACGCCCAAGGCAGACAAGGGCGCACGGGGAUCGUCCAUCAUGCAGCCGCUUGCAGGUGGAGAAACAGCCGAUCGGUUCAUUGGCGCUGGAAAAGCCGCGACGCACGUGCCGCUCAACUCCGAAGCCUUCUGGAAGAAGAAGGCGGACGAGGUUGCUGCAGAGGAUGUGUUCUUCCAUGAGUACUUCAACCGUGUCGGGAAGGAUAAGGAAAAGAGCAAGGCGCGGAGUAAGAAGGACGACAAGGAUCCCGUUGCCAAGCAUGAAGAGGAUGGGGAUCUCAGUGAUAAUGAGGAUGAGAUUUGGAAGGCGCUUGUCGAUUCGCGGCCUGAGCUGGAGGACGGUGAUAGCGAUGAUGAUCUGGACAUGGAUGAUCUCGAGUCUGCCUACGACGCGGAAGAGAAUGCGGAUGAGGGCAGCGGUGACGAGGGCGUUAUCUUCAACGACGAGUCCGACAAGUCAGAUGAGGAGCCCGUCGACGAAGACAUUUCCGAGCCAGAGCCAGCACCCAAGCCCAAGAGCAAGGACUCCAAGAAGAAGGACGAGGAGCCCUCAGACGAGGACGACGAUUUUGACAUGGACGUCUCUGACGAUGAUGCCUUUGUUGGAAGCGACGAGGAGCUGCCUAUGGACAUGGGCGACUUUGGAGAAGAAGAGGAAGAGGAAGAGGAGAAACCGGCCAAGGAGAAGGACUCGAAGAAGCGGCGCAAGCUCAAGCACCUGCCUACAUUUGCAUCUGCAGACGACUACGCGGCACUACUGGCUGGAGAAGACGAUGGAAUGUAA